GGGCUCUCACUGUGUAUACUACCAGUGAAUCAAACACCGCGUAAGGCGGUUUGGGACUAAACCACUAGAGCAGAUGUUCUGCCUGCCUGUGAGGUGAGCUCGACUCAUUCCGAAAUAAACACCAACCUCUCGUCUGACCACUCUCUCCCUCACCAACUUUCAAUCAUCCUCAUUUUGCUCUCCAAAUUGAUCAAAGCAUUCUCGUUACAUCUUUCUCUCUCCAUCACGUCCGACUCAAAACGUCGCGAUGCCCAAGUCAACCGUUGACGAGCAGCACAUCUUCAUGUAUCACAUCCUUAACGGAGUGAACGACAAGACCAUCAAUUGGGACCCCGUCUGCAAGGCCACCAACUUGAACAAGAAGGCCGCUAGCAUGAGAUGGAUCCGUCUCAAGGGAAAGAUCGAAGACGCUCUGAAGGAAAACGAGACUGAAAGCGCCGACAACAUCGCCGCAAAGUCUGGCAAUGGUAACGGCAACGCUGAAGUCAAGGCUGAAGCCGAAAAAGCUCCUGGCAAGGCUAUGCCCAAGAUGGGUGUUUUCAAGCCCCGUCGUUCCAAGAACCGCAAUAGAGACGAUCAGACCGACAACGAAGACGCCAACAAGGGUGUUUCUGAGGCUACUGCCGAGAAGUAG
Messenger RNA from Aspergillus novofumigatus IBT 16806, 634 nucleotides. RefSeq lists its product as uncharacterized. The record is from RefSeq and is a predicted model, not a curated record. NCBI's taxonomy places the organism in Eukaryota, Fungi, Ascomycota, Eurotiomycetes, Eurotiales, Aspergillaceae. The transcript has 3 exons. The coding region runs from base 248 to 634 and encodes 128 amino acids.